Molecule: messenger RNA, 747 nt
Organism: Anisakis simplex (herring worm)
Lineage: Eukaryota; Metazoa; Nematoda; Chromadorea; Rhabditida; Anisakidae
Source: the annotation of a GenBank genome assembly
AUGUUACAGGAUGACACCUGUUUGCUGAUCCUGUCGCAUAUCCUUUCAAUUGAUAAGGCACCGCAUCUCUCGCAUGUCUCCAGACUCAUCAACAUGAAAUACAAUUGUUCAGGCUGGACAAUUUGUUAUAGCAGUAUUUCAAAGGCGAACAUUUCAGAUCGUUGUACAAUACAGUGCGAAAAUGGUGGUUCGAUAAACGAUAACUGUGAGUGUGAGUGCAGUUAUGGUUUUGAGGGUGAUCGAUGUCAGUUGCUGACAAAACGAAAACUUUUCACUGAUCCAUCGUGUGGACAAGUUGAUACAAGUCAACAGUCGGUUAUUUCACUCAGUUCAUAUCCAGAUUCAGCAAGUGGAUCGACAUUUUGUCAGUGGCUGGUUCGUGGAUCGUUAAGCGAAUCAAUUGAAUUCGAGAUUGCUGACCUCGAUUUGGAUGCGGACAACAUGUUACCUGGACAGAAAUGCAACGAUCUCUUCUACAUUUGGGGAUCAGCACAAAUCACCAAUCCAGUGAAUUGUGAUCCAAAAUCAGUGCAGAGUUUGCAAGGAAUCAAAUACAAAAGCGACACGAAUUGGCUUCUCAUUGAACUACGGAUGAAUCCUUGGUCCGAAAGACCACAUAAGGGACCAUUCAUCAAAUUUCGUCUCGUCGAUUCACCGAUGCCACAACGUGAGUCAAGUCCUCCUCAUUUAGAGUAUGAACGAAUCGAGCAGACAUUGUCUUGCAAAGAGGGGAUUCACUUGUCAUGA